UGCAUGUUAUACAAUGUCUACUCAAGAGAAAGAUCUUUUUCUAACAGUUCUGAAAAAUUUGAAGGUUCCUGAUGGGUACUCAUCGAAUAUUUUACGAUGCGUAAAUCUCAAAGAGCGAAAACUUUCAAAUCUUAAAAGUCACGAUUGUCACAUUUUGAUGCAAGAUAUCUUUCCAUUGGCUUUAAGAUCGUCAACACCGAAACAAGUUUUUACAAUUGUUUCUCAAUUGUCAUCAUUCUUUAAGGCAUUAUGUUCCAAAGUUCUUGAUCCUAAGGAGCUUGAUCAAUUGGAGUCUAAUGUUGCACUUACACUAUGCAAUAUGGAAAAGAUCUUUUCUCCUGGGUUUUUUACUAUUAUGGUUCAUCUACUCAUUCACUUAGCGGCGGAAGCUAAACUUGGUGGCCCGGUUCACUACCGAUGGAUGUAUCCUAUUGAGAGGUUUCUUAUGCGCUUAAAAGAUUAUGUACGCAAUCGAGCCUAUCCCGAGGGCUCGAUUGCUGAAGGAUAUAUUGCUGAGGAGUGUUUGCCAUUUUGUUCGAGAUAUCUUGAAGGUGUUGAAACGGUUUUCAAUCGACCUCAAAGGAAUUUUCUCAUCUGGUAG
Messenger RNA from Phoenix dactylifera (date palm), 601 nucleotides. The record is from RefSeq and is a predicted model, not a curated record. Lineage: Eukaryota; Viridiplantae; Streptophyta; Magnoliopsida; Arecales; Arecaceae.